AUGCAGGCAGAUGAGUCUGCGAAACCCGACGACAAAGGCCAGACGUUCGGUUUGGAGAAUGAGUACAUCAUUGGGAGAGUGAUCAGCCACGGCGGCUUUGGAGUGGUGAAAGAAGUUCAAAAUACUCAAGCUCACAACAAAGGCACUGCCAAGGCGGUCAAAAUCGUUCGCAAGACAGUUCCAGGCGCGAAAGAUGUUGACAAUGAGAAGAUCCAGUUAGAGGUCGAACAUGAGGUGUCCGUGUGGCGCCACCUCAAACAUCGCCACAUUCUCAGUUUGCACGCCGUGUACGAGACGGAUUUUGCGACCUUUUGCGUCAUGGACCUGAAUGUCGGCGGCACUCUUUUUGACGCGGUGCGCAGAUCGCGAUCGGCUGCUGAUGUCAACGAUGGCCGCAAAGGAUUGCCGCCACACCUGAGCCAAAGCUACGCCUUUCAGCUUGCAUGCGCGCUCCGAUACCUCCACGAAGACAUCCGCGUCUGCCACCGAGACGUGAAACUUGAAAACUGCCUCAUCGACAUGACGGGUCCAGAUGUGGAAACCACUGGUGGACUGCUGCGACUUUGUGAUUUCGGGCUUGCCGAUUUUCUACACAGCUCGCAGAGCAUGACCUCCUCUAUGACCUUGAGCAACACUAUGAAAUACGCGUCCCCGCGCGGACUUGUUGCGCAUCGCAAGCUCUACGAGACUGCCGGAGACAUCUGGGCCUUUGGAGUCGUGGUCUAUGCUCUCUGUGUUGGCGAGCUACCUUUCCGCCAUCCGAUCCCGAGCAAAGUCGCUGGACUGAUCCUUCGCGCAGAAUGGGACGAUUCUGCAUUGAGACAGGCUGCGCCAGAUGGUGACGAAGUGGCCAUCGACCUCGUUCACGGAUGCCUCGAGAAGGACAUCGAUUUGAGAUUGACGAUUAGGGAUGUUCUUGGAAGUCCGUGGUUUGAUGGGUUUGAAGAAGGGGGUGGGGACGAAGAACAUGAGGUGCGGAUGGCGGGUUGGGGAAAUUGA
Molecule: messenger RNA, 999 nt
Organism: Dissoconium aciculare CBS 342.82
Lineage: Eukaryota; Fungi; Ascomycota; Dothideomycetes; Mycosphaerellales; Dissoconiaceae
Product: kinase-like protein
Exons: 2
Coding region: 1-999 (332 amino acids)
Biological process (GO): mitotic DNA damage checkpoint signaling; protein phosphorylation
Cellular component (GO): nucleus
Molecular function (GO): ATP binding; protein serine/threonine kinase activity
Source: RefSeq, a predicted model, not a curated record